UAGGACACAACAGAUAGUAGGCGGGUGGUGUCCCAAGGUGCAACUCACCGCCGCGCUGGCUCAGCGUGGCGGUGAGGAUGCACAGACGGUGGUAGUGGCGAGAGGUGUGUAUGGACACUGUUCCCGCGGCAGUAAUGCAAAGCGGCAAACUGCACCUGGCAACCACCGUCGCGGAAAGCGUGGCCCACGAAGCUGGAGGAGUAGAGAGAUUCGUAAACACCACGUCAGCAAGCACCGCUCGCGGGAGAAGGGAGACGAUCGCGGGCACCGCGGGGAGGGAGUGCUGCACCCUCCUCGUCAAAACACCACAGG
Molecule: messenger RNA, 312 nt
Organism: Ectocarpus sp. CCAP 1310/34
Lineage: Eukaryota; Phaeophyceae; Ectocarpales; Ectocarpaceae
Source: the annotation of a GenBank genome assembly